AUGCACAUGUCGGCAGCUCGCACUCACACGCGACAUACGGCAGAUGCAAGCGACUUGAUCGUGAUCAGUAGCGACAGCUCCGAGGACGGCGAUGAUGAUGAUGAUGACGACGACGACGACGGAUUCGUAGCACAGUGGCCCACAAAUCCCGUGAUCAGACCACCUCCUACUGACUUCUUCGAGGUGGCUGACGUUCGACGAGCACAACUGUCGCCUUCCAUCCCGCGCGAUGGACUCUUCUCCCCUCCGCCACUGCCUGGUAGGCCGGCUGAAUCUGUCCUGCUUGCGGGUGGGUCAACAGUCCGAAGAGCUGGUGUCAGCGCCGACCCGCGUACAGGAGAGUUUCUGACACGGCCAAUGUCAAUUGUGAGACCCGCGGAUUCAGUAGCAUACUCGGAUCCCGACGGCAGCUUUACCCUGGUCUCCGCUCAGACGGCACCGUCGCCACCGCCUCCUCCUAGAAGCGAUCAUCCCAUCACGGACCAGCGAUUACGCUCCUCCAAUCUGGCCAUGCCCACCAAAUCGCCGCCUCGAUCCAAGCCUCCGCCAAUCGAACACCCACUGCUUUCGACCUACACGUGUCCCAUCUGCUUUGAUGCUCCCACAAAUCUCUGCGUGACUCCCUGCGGUCACUUCUUCUGCGGCGAAUGCCUUUUCCAAGCUCUCAAGACUCAAGCUGUCCAGCGUGGGGCGAUGGAAGAGGAAGCAUCUCUCUUUCACUUUGGCGGACUCUUUUCUUCCUUUGUUCCCGCAGCCGCAUUCGGAGCGGCAUCGGGCGGAGGCGGCCCCUUGAACCCUGCGGUACCAGGCCAUGGUGGUGGCGCAGGUCCAGCAGGACCAUCGCCCGGAGCAGGACACGGUCGAGGUGGAGGUGGGGCAGGGGGCUCUCGCGGUGGUGGUACCAGUGGCGGAAGGGGAAGGAGUAAGCCGGAUCCUUUGGCUGGCCAAUGCCCGGUGUGCCGAGCCAAAAUCAAGGGAGCAUUCAAUGGCAGGGAGAAGAACGGCAUCGUUGGGUUACGACUUACGAUGGGCAAGCCAGUCAACGAUCCACGACAGGACAACGGACAGAUGAAGACGAAUCGGGCGGCGGAAAUUGCUGAAGCAAGCAGUGGUAGCGAAUCAGACGACGAGGAAGAGACCCUGCUUCCUACGAGCAAGAAGCUCGAAGCAGUCACUGACGGUAGUUUCGACCAGAUCGAUGCAGCUGCAGACAGCCCCCGAGCCGCUCGUCGACGCCAAAGAUCCGUCAACAACAACGCAUCAGCCUCGAUGACAGACGGCGACGCACCACUCGCCGCAGCGUCGGUCAAGCAAGUUCGAGACGAGCUCCAGACGAUGCGCUCCGAGCGCCUGCGGUGUCUGCUGUGCGCCGUUGAGGAUCUGCUGAGUGAGAAACCCCCCUUCCCAGAUGUCAGCACCAUUACAGUAGCGUGCUUGUGA
Messenger RNA from Pseudozyma hubeiensis SY62, 1440 nucleotides. RefSeq lists its product as hypothetical. The record is from RefSeq and is a predicted model, not a curated record. Lineage: Eukaryota; Fungi; Basidiomycota; Ustilaginomycetes; Ustilaginales; Ustilaginaceae. Gene Ontology annotation, molecular function: metal ion binding. The transcript is spliced from 2 exons. Bases 1 to 1440 code for a protein of 479 amino acids.